AACAGCUGAUUGUUGAGCAUCCAAGUCCGCUACCGCAAGCAUCUUGAAGAAGUAAACAAAUAGUUAUUGUAAGCAAACCGAACCGAAAUCUUAAUUAAUAGCUAUCUGCAAUAGUUCUACAUCAAGGUUAUAUUGAAUUGAAUCCUUGAAUUGGUUCAUUAUGGAUAAGUUUAGUGAUGAAACUUUGUGCAGAAUUUGUUUUCAAAAGCAAGAUACAGUGUACUCGUUAUUUCGCAAACGUAAAGGUAUAUCUCCGAGUGAGAAAUUGAAUAAAAUUGGUGUUAAAGCUGAUCUCCACGAUGCGGGGCCGUCUUGCAUCUGUUGUGACUGCCUGGCGGAGUUGGAGACCACGGUCAAUUUUUUAGAGAAAUGUGAGAAAUCAAACCGAGUGUUGGCAGAGUACUUGGAGGAUAGUUCGAAGGACAAUAAUGCUGUACAUUGCGACAGUAGAGUGGUGGAGUAUAGUCAGGAGGAGAGUGAAUCUGUUGGUAGACAAGAAGUGGACAGUGAGGAGUUGUUGUUGGAGGAGCCUCGGUGUGCGCAGUGCGGGUCCCGGCGCCGCUGCCCGCACUGGAGCCCGCCCACCACGUACACCUGCCCCAAGUGCCAGAAAGUGUUCAAUAGGAAAUUCAAUUUUAAGCUGCAUUUGAAGCGGCAUGGUGAGUCCCGCGAGUGGUGGUGCGCGGUGUGCGGCGCGGGCGUGGUGUCGCGCUGGCUGGCGGCGGCGCACUGCGCCCCCCGCGCGCCCCGCGCCUGCCCCGUGCCCGGCUGCGGGCGCGCCUACACCUCCACCACCAACCUCAGGGUGCACCUCCGCACACACACCGGCGAGAGACCCUUCGAGUGCAACGACUGUGGCAAGAAGUUCUCCAGCAAGAAUACGCUGCAGAACCAUAUAAGGAUUCAUACAGGUGCGUUGCCGUACAUCUGUCCGGUUUGCGGCAAGCAGUUCCGUACGAACAAGCUGGCGGCGCAUGUAGCGCGACACUCGGGGGCGGGGGCGCAGGCGGGGGCGCGCUGCGUGUGCCCGCGUGCGGGGUGCGGGCGGCGGUUCCCGUCGGCGAGCGCGCUGCAGCGGCACGCGCGCGUACACCGCGGCGGCAGCGCGGCGCCCGCGCACGCCUGCACGCUGUGCGCCGCGCGGUACCACCACAAGCAGUCCCUGAACAAGCACGUGAGGAAGCAACACGCACAACAUGUAGUGCAGACGAGCACACCGGAGGCACACUCCACACUGCUGGAGCCCGCAGCUGAACUAUAACGUGGGACUGAAGAAACCAAAGCAAUGACAUCGACCGUACAAAGGCUUAAUUUAUAUUUCCCAGAUACCAAAGAUUUAUGUAUUUCGAAGUUUAAUUUAAACAAAAUAAACAAUAAGUAAUGUAUUAA
Messenger RNA from Spodoptera frugiperda (fall armyworm), 1389 nucleotides. Its product is annotated as zinc finger protein 771-like. Gene Ontology annotation, molecular function: DNA-binding transcription factor activity, RNA polymerase II-specific; zinc ion binding; RNA polymerase II cis-regulatory region sequence-specific DNA binding. Lineage: Eukaryota; Metazoa; Arthropoda; Insecta; Lepidoptera; Noctuidae. Bases 161 to 1261 code for a protein of 366 amino acids. Gene Ontology annotation, cellular component: transcription regulator complex; PcG protein complex; nucleus. The record is from RefSeq and is a predicted model, not a curated record. The transcript is spliced from 5 exons. Gene Ontology annotation, biological process: regulation of transcription by RNA polymerase II.